Molecule: messenger RNA, 1470 nt
Organism: Eremothecium cymbalariae DBVPG#7215
Lineage: Eukaryota; Fungi; Ascomycota; Saccharomycetes; Saccharomycetales; Saccharomycetaceae
Gene: LDB17
Product: Ldb17p
Exons: 1
Coding region: 1-1470 (489 amino acids)
Biological process (GO): actin cortical patch localization; endocytosis; actin cortical patch assembly
Cellular component (GO): actin cortical patch
Molecular function (GO): Arp2/3 complex binding
Source: RefSeq, a predicted model, not a curated record
AUGUCACAAGUCUUAAACAGACAACGCUACGCUUACCACAAUACUUAUCAUCAACUGCGGCUGUUUAUGAUAACAGAAUCGGUAUACACCCAUAGGUCUCAUGGAAUGCUACCAAACCACACAAGAGAGGAAAAACUUCGCUUUUGGGAGUAUUUAGAGUCACUUUUGGAACUGAGUGACUACUCCAAUGAAUCUUCGGUCAAUUCUUCACUAGUAUCGUAUAUUCAAAAGGCUUCACAAAGUUAUAAUGACUACAUCACUCAUGACCAAGAUUUAUAUCGCACUGCAUUGAUUAUACUAAAUUCCAAAUUGUUUGAGAAUGAUAAAGAAUUCUGCAUUUCUAAGAUCUUGUCACUUUUAAGCAUUGAUAAUCUUGAGAUGAGUAUGAAGUUCAUUCUUAGCUACAUCAUUUUGUGUGAGUGCAAAAUCGAUUCCAACUCUUUAGAUUUUGUUCUGGAUUAUCAAGGAUUUACAGUUAUCUAUAAUAAUCUUUAUAGUCAGUUUGCUUACUUGAGUCGAUAUGGUGAUGAGAGAGUGGAAUCCUGCAGAACCGAUCAAGAAGGCAAUCUAUCCGAAUUGGACUUAGAGAUCAUUCAAGAGUUCAAGAGGAUUUCGACUGUACUUCUAGAUUUAUUGUUUCAAAUUUUCAAAUAUUCCAAAUGUGAAAUAACGAAUUUACAGAAGAUCGAUGACUUCUUUGUGUAUUACUUGAUGAGCACAAUUAGAUCUGAUACUUUUGAAGAUUUGUUUAACAAUGCCAAAUUCCGGUUAUUAUUGGCCUUGAAUGAGCAAUAUGUUAUUGCGUUACAACAAUUUGAGUUAGAGAACAAGGUUUUUGAAUAUUUGUUGGAUAACCAAGUUUCUAAGAACUUUGUAGAGUUCUUAAUGUUGCAAUUCAACAGGGAGACGGAUAAAUCAUUGCAAAUCAUGAUGUCUAAGAUUUUUUAUUUGGUUUUAUCUGCUGGUCAGCGUAUUUCAAUGAACUUUUUUUACUUAAACGAUUUAAACGUUGUUGUAGAUGUUUUGAUCAGGAAUUUAACGAAUCUAUCAGAAGAAGAGGAAUUGUUGAGGAACACAUUUUUACGAGUUCUACAUCCAUUAUUGAAAAAUACAGAAUGGACUAAAACCCGUUAUCGAUAUACGGAUCUAUCAAAGCUUUUAGAAUAUCUUUCAUGUUUGGAUAAUAUCUGUUCUACAAAAGAUGUAAAUUUUGAACAAAUUUCAACAACAAAAUUAGCAUUUAAAUGCCUCGAAGAGAUGAGGUUAGAGGAAUCAGAAAAGCACACUACUUCAACUUUUACUAAAGGAAGCAUGAAGUCUGAAGACGCCUUAAACAGUACUUUGGCUUCAUGUGCUGUCAAAAAUGGCCGGCAUUUUGGUAAGUUUCUUGAGCCAGUGCGUACCAUGAAAUCGGUAGUCAGGAGUCCAUUCUCAUCUCCCCCACCACCGCCGCCUUCUAGAAAGGCAUAA